UCACAUCGAUACAAUUAAACAGGCUGAUAAUUUUCUUAAAAGUUAAAUACAUUUAAUAAUUUAAGUAAGUAACACUAACAAGCUUAAAAGUUUUAAGUCCGCUUGUAAUAAUACAAUAUAGGUAAAAAUGAAACUUUGCAGUUUUUUAAUAUCAUUUGCCUUUUUAAAUGUUUCAUCAUAUACUACUAAAAUGGAGUAUACGAAGGAUGUUGCCAUUACAAACGCACAUAUUAGGCUUGCUUCUAUUAUGAAUAACUUUACUAUAAGAGACAAAGUUGUAUUAAAUGGAUUGGAGCACGUUAUUAAAACUAUUAUUGCGAAAAGACAAAAUUAUUUAGAACGUAUCAAUAACAUGUUCACUGUACCGGAAUAUCUACCCCCUAAUACCGACUGGUGUGCGUUAAAGGUAUUCCAAAAAGAUUUGCAAGAAGUAAUAAAAUUGGAAUUAGAUAUUCCUGUUCCUGAAGUUCCAGACGAAAAUAUUCCUGUUGCUCUAAUUCCAGGCGAAAAUAUUCCUGUUCCUGAAGUUCCGGACGAAAAUUUUAUAAAAUUAGAUUUGAAUGAGCUUGGAGCGAAAAGAAGAGAAUUAACUAGAAUAGCUUUAAUAAAUAUAUUGAAGCGAACAAUAAAUUGCGGAAAACCAGAAAAAGUGACACAUCUUAUAGCUAAGAGAAGUCAUCUUGGUACAGACACUUUCGAAAAAAGAAUCAGCCAUACAUUAGCUGGACCGGAAAAGGAAAUAUCUUUACAAUGUAUGUACAUUUUGAUAGCAUUGUUCAUGAGUACAAAGUACCCAGAGUCGCAUAUAACAUAUAUUCAGAAAAACUCUGAUGGUACUUGUACCCUGAAAGAUGACUACUUUGAAGAAGAAUUCAAAACAUACAAAACAUACGGGAUAAUUGAAGGCCAAUGGUGCCAAUUAAUCGACAACGAAGUACAACCACUUAAGGAACUGUUAUGAUAAUCAUACACAUUUUAUUUGGUUUAAAUCAUUUUUGUCGAAGUUGUUAAUUCACAAUUUAAUGUAAUCUCAAUAAACAGUUUUA
This is a messenger RNA of Adelges cooleyi (spruce gall adelgid), 1046 nucleotides long. RefSeq lists its product as uncharacterized. The record is from RefSeq and is a predicted model, not a curated record. NCBI's taxonomy places the organism in Eukaryota, Metazoa, Arthropoda, Insecta, Hemiptera, Adelgidae. The coding region runs from base 128 to 961 and encodes 277 amino acids. The transcript is spliced from 14 exons.